AUGGGAGCAGCAGACUCAAAUGAGCCCAUCCCUUUACUGCAACUUGGCCUUCCGUCGCCGCCCGUCGACGAUGACUUGGUUGACUCCGAACUUCCGGCCAAAGCCGCCCCCAAUCGAACCGGGAAUGCGUGGACGGCAGUGGCCCACAUCAUCACCGGCGUCAUAGGGUCGGGGGUGCUGUCCCUGGCGUGGAGCAUGGCGCAGCUGGGCUGGGUGUGGGGUCCACUCCUCAUGCUGUUAUUUGCCGCUGUUACUCUAGCAUCCACCUUCCUCCUCUGCAGCUGCUACCGAUCUCCGGAUCCGGAUUAUGGUCCUGUUAGGAAUGGAUCUUAUCUGGCUGCAGUUAAGCGGAAUUUAGGGAAGAAGAAUGCAUGGAUAUGCGCCCUGCUUAUACAAAUGAAUCUCUAUGGGACAGGAAUAGCUUACACUAUUACUACCGCUAUCUGCAUGAGAGCAAUCCGGAGAUCAAGCUGUUAUAGAAAGGAUGGAGAAGAUGACCGUUGCGAGUUCGGGAGCACACAGUACAUGCUGAUAUUUGGCGUUGUUCAGAUUUUCAUGUCACAGAUUCCCGAUUUCCAUAGCAUGGAGUGGCUCUCUGUAGUUGCCGCUAUCAUGUCCUUAGCCUAUUCUACAAUUGGAUUGGGCCUUGGAGCUGCAAAAGUCGUGGGAAGUAGAGUGAUUAAGGGUAGUGUAGGUGGAGUUUCAGCUUCGAAUACAAUGCAGAAGUUGUGGAGAGUAUCUCAAGCAGUUGGGGACAUUGCUUUUGCAUAUCCAUACUCCAUGAUUGUUCUAGAAAUACAGGAUACAUUAAGAUCACCUCCAUCCGAGAGGGAGACCAUGAACAAGGCAUCAUUAAUAUCUACCUGUAUCACCACAUUUUUUUAUUUAAGCUGUGGCGGCUUUGGGUAUGCGGCGUUUGGUGAUCAAACACCGGGGGACCUCUUGACUGGAUUUGCGAACUAUGGAUCCCACUGGGUAAUCGACUUUGCGAAUGCCUGCGUCGUUGUACACUUGAUCGGGGGGUAUCAGGUCUAUUCUCAGCCAGUGUUUGCCAUGGUGGAUAAAUGGCUGGCUGACCGGUUCCCGUGCAGCUCCUUCGUCAACAGAAACUAUACUCUCAAAUUCCCGUUAUUACCACCUUUGAGUUUAAAUCUCGAGAGAUUGUGCUUCCGGACGGCUUAUGUUGCAUCAACAACUGGAGUCGCUAUGGUUUUCCCGUAUUUCAAUCAGUCUGCCGCUCCGGCCAUGGAGUUGCUGGCGAAGGCGUCGGCGAUGCCACCCAUUUUGUGCCAGCGAGAUCUCGACGGGGCUUUUUUAGUUCGACAGCAGCUAAGAUGGGACCCAUCUUGGGCUCCUCUCUUUAGCUUGUGGUCGGAAAUUGCAUUGUCGCAGCUGAGGGGGUGGUGA
Striga hermonthica is the source of this 1407-nucleotide messenger RNA. The record is from the annotation of a GenBank genome assembly. NCBI's taxonomy places the organism in Eukaryota, Viridiplantae, Streptophyta, Magnoliopsida, Lamiales, Orobanchaceae.